AUGGAGGAUAUUUCAGAAUCUCACAUUAUUAAGAAAUGGUGGAGAUUGAGAACUCAACCAUCACUUUGGGCCAAUUUCCUCCAAAACAAAUACUGCAAAAGAGCUCACUGUGUUACCAAAGUAGUUGGUUCUGCUGACUCUCAUACUUGGAAAAGCCUUAUGAAAAUCAAAACCAAAGUUGAACCACACAUAAUCUGGAAAAUCCAAUCUGGUAAUUCUAGUUUUUGGUGGGACAACUGGACAGGUAAUCGAGCCUUAGCUAAAAUCUUCCCUGGUAUAGAAAGAUCAGCUAAGCUCCCAAUUAAUUCUUUCUUCACCAACAACUGUUGGAAUAUGACUAAACUUCUCACCUUUUUUCCCUUGCAGGUAGCCCAGGACAUUGCACAGGUUGACAUUAGUGACCUGGAGGAACCAAACUUCCCUGUUUGGCAACCAACUGAGGAUGGAUCAUUUUCCAACAAAAGUGCUUGGCAUCUUAUAAGAACCAGGGGCCCCAAAAACAGUUUUUAUAAAAACCUUUGGCAUAACAGAAUACCUUUUAAAGUCUCAUUUCUGAAUUGGAGAAUUUUUAAGAAAAAAGUCCCUUUUGAUGAUACCAUUAGCAGAUUUGGCACUAAUAGAAGAUCUAUGUGUAUAUGUUGCAGGAUAUCAACAUAUGAGACCAUCCAACAUUUUUUUGCUGAAAGUGAAGCUGGUCAACAACUCUGGAAUUUCUUUGGCAAUCCUUUAGGGAUUCAGCAUACUAUCCAACCUAUUGUGGGAAAUUUCAAAAGAUGGUGGAAUACUAACAAUACUAACAAUGUGCAUAAACUUAUUUUGCAGAUAACACCUACUAUCAUUUGUUGGGAACUAUGGAAGCAGAGGUGCUCCUGUAAAUAUGGCAAACAAAGGCAAAUUCAGAUGGGCAAAAUGCAAUAUCAAGGGGUCUGGACUGUUAAAGCUGCUUUGAGCAAACUAUAUGCCCCCAUCAAAGAUAUCAAUCACUAG
This is a messenger RNA of Lycium barbarum (goji berry), 987 nucleotides long. RefSeq lists its product as uncharacterized. NCBI's taxonomy places the organism in Eukaryota, Viridiplantae, Streptophyta, Magnoliopsida, Solanales, Solanaceae. The record is from RefSeq and is a predicted model, not a curated record. The transcript has a single exon. The coding region runs from base 1 to 987 and encodes 328 amino acids.